Messenger RNA from Humulus lupulus (European hop), 551 nucleotides. Its product is annotated as plant UBX domain-containing protein 7-like. The record is from RefSeq and is a predicted model, not a curated record. Bases 102 to 485 code for a protein of 127 amino acids. NCBI's taxonomy places the organism in Eukaryota, Viridiplantae, Streptophyta, Magnoliopsida, Rosales, Cannabaceae. Gene Ontology annotation, biological process: proteasome-mediated ubiquitin-dependent protein catabolic process. Gene Ontology annotation, cellular component: nucleus. Gene Ontology annotation, molecular function: ubiquitin binding. The transcript is spliced from 5 exons.
UUCGACUCAGUGAAGCCGAAAGGAAUUUGGCACCGAUUGUUGGAGAUGAAGUACGCCCUCCUUAACCUGUUAUCAGGGAAGCCCUUUAUGAUGAUGCCUUAAUGUACGGGGCAUCAAGAAUGAGAAAUCCAUCCUCUGAAUCAAACUCAUUAAUUGCUUUUCGUAAUUUUGAUGAAGAAAUGAAACGCCCUGGGGUUUGGGAAUCAGAGCAAGGUGUUGCAUCAGGAGCAGAUAAUGCUCGGGAUAAUCUGGCCUCCUUAUAUCGACCUCCCUUUCAUAUAAUAUUUCAGGGAUCAUUUGAAAAGGCAAAGGGAACUGCCUCUUCUCAGGACAAAUGGCUCUUGGUAAACUUGCAGUCUACUAAGGAGUUCAGCUCACAUAUGCUUAAUCAAGAUACAUGGGCUAAUGAAGCUGUCUCUCAAACGAUCAGUACAAACUUUGUCUUUUGGCAGGUGAUGGUUGAAGUGGUGGUGUUUAAACCUUGAAGAUGUGAUUGGUUCUUAAUGAAUUUUCAAUGUUCAUGAAAUUUCUAGCAUUAAUCUCUGAGGGCA